AGAAAAUUAAGUCGACUUCUUAUCUGUGUUUGUAAAACCCCAAAUACAACACGCCCAAUCAAAUCGAUUUCAAACCCUAAAAUUCUCGUUCCUCUGAUCAAUCAUUCAAUUAGCCUUUUCCAAUUUCACAUCCCAUCCUUUCUUCAAAGAUAUACAGAAAUAAAGCACACAUCUUCCGGAUCUUUCAUUGCAGCAGCUUGUUAAUCGAUAUCGGAAUCUUGGUCAAAUCAAAGGAGGGUUUUUGAUUUUGAAAAGGAAAAUCAAAAGAUUGGGCAAGGCUGGCGCGUGUCCAAGAUAUGUAAUGGCGGAUUCGCCAGGUGUCCGCCACGUUUUCUUGCUCGAAUUCGUUAUUGUUAUUCUGCUUUCAUCUUCGCUGUUCAUCAAAUUAGGGUUAGGGUUUGUUGAAGCUAGUUGUUGUUGUGAUUAAAAGCAUGCUGAGCGUGCUGAGAGUGCACCUCCCGUCCGAUAUUCCGAUUGUGGGUUGCGAGCUUUCGCCCUACGUGCUCAUCCGCCAUCCCGAUAAGACUGUCUCCACCGAAGAUGUCCCUGAGUCUUCCCCAAUUGACAAUCAUUUUCUGAGAUAUAAGUGGUAUCGCAUACAAAGUGAUAAGAAAGUCGCGAUCUGUAGUGUACAUCCAUCUGAACAAGCCACUUUACAGUGUUUGGGCUGCGUGAAAGCCAAAAUCCCUGUAACCAAAAGCUACCACUGCACUCCAAAAUGUUUCUCAGAUGCAUGGCAACACCAUCGUGUCCUCCAUGAACGUGCUGCUACUGCAGUUAAUGAAAACGGAAAUGAAGAAGAAGAUAUAUACGGAAGAUUCAAUAACACAACAUCUGGGGUGAAUAACACAAAUGGUACACUACCAUUACCAUUGUAUCCUGCUACAAUCACACAAAGAAAUGGUGGUGAAACUUGGUUUGAAGUUGGACGUUCAAAAACAUACACACCAACAGCAGAUGACAUUGGCCAUGUUCUUAAGUUUGAAUGUGUUGUUAUAGAUUCAGAAACAAAAUCGCCUGUUGGACAUGGGAACACGAUACUGACAUCGCGGGUGAUUCCAGCUCCAUCACCAAGUCCAAGAAGAUUGAUUUCAGUCAUUGAUGGAACAGGGCAUUUGGAUUCAUCUUCUGGAACUUUUACUGUGCUUUCAUAUAACAUUUUGUGUGAUUCUUAUGCAACCAGUGAUGUUUAUGGUUAUUGCCCUUCGUGGGCCCUUUCUUGGCCUUAUAGAAGACAAAAUUUGUUAAGAGAAAUUGUUGGGUACCUUGCGGAUAUUGUUUGUCUUCAAGAGGUUCAAAGUGAUCAUUUUGAAGAGUUUUUUGCCCCUGAGUUGGAUAAACAUGGAUACCAGGCUCUUUUUAAGAAAAAGACAUCUGAGGUUUAUAAUGGAAGCAUUCAGACUAUUGAUGGAUGUGCAACAUUUUUCCGAAGAGACAGAUUCUCACAUGUUAAAAAAUACGAAGUUGAAUUUAAUAAAGCUGCACAAUCUUUAACUGAUGCUUUGGUUCCUAAUGCUCAAAAGAAAACAGCCUUGAAUCGAUUGGUCAAGGAUAAUAUUGCACUGAUUGUUGUUCUAGAAGCUAAGUUUAGCAACCAAGGUGUUGAUAAUCUUGGGAAGCGUCAACUUGUUUGUGUGGCAAAUACCCAUGUGAAUGUUCAGCAUGAUCUAAAGGAUGUGAAACUGUGGCAGGUUCACACACUGUUAAAAGGAUUGGAAAAGAUAGCUGCAAGUGCAGAUAUUCCAAUGUUAGUCUGUGGCGACUUCAAUUCAGUUCCAGGAAGUGCCCCUCAUGCUCUUCUUGCAAUUGGAAAAGUUGAUCCAAUGCAUCAAGAUUUAGCAGUUGACCCUCUUGGAAUCUUGCGACCUGCCACUAAACUCACUCACACUCUUCCCUUGGUGAGUGCAUACUCAUCUUUUGCUAGAAUUGGUGGUAGUCUUGGUUAUGAGCAACAAAAGAGGAGAGUUGACCCUAAUACAAAUGAACCCUUGUUCACUAAUUGUACACGUGACUUCAUUGGCACACUUGAUUACAUAUUUUAUUCAGCGGAUAGUUUGAGUGUGGAAUCAUUAUUGGAGCUUUUGGAUGAGGAUAGUUUGAGGAAAGAUACAGCACUUCCUUCACCAGAAUGGUCUUCAGAUCAUAUUGCACUUUUGGCUGAGUUUAGGUGCAAGCCUAGAACAAGAAGAUGAUCCAUUUUCAUUUUAGAUGAUGGCGAAAGAGGCUUUUAAAGCAAUGUAAGUGAAAAAAAACUGUUAAAGAAGUAGAUCGUUAGUCUUUGUAGGGAAUUUGUGCAAUGUGCAAUGAUCUACUCUACACUAUGUAUCAUGCUACCUUUUGGAAAAAUCCAUCAUUUUUAGUUUUUUGUUUCUUUGUUUUCGAUAGAAAUUUAAUUUUCACAAGUAUAAUUUAGCCAUGACCCUUAAGUUGAAGGGCAAGCGUUUCCAAUGGUGAUGUAUUUUCUUUGUGAUAAUGGUGGGUGGAUGAAAGAGAACAUACGAAUAGAGACAUUUUUUUUUGUUACUAUUGAAUACAAAGGUGCAAAAGAUCUUUUCAUUUA
This is a messenger RNA of Lactuca virosa, 2560 nucleotides long. The record is from the annotation of a GenBank genome assembly. NCBI's taxonomy places the organism in Eukaryota, Viridiplantae, Streptophyta, Magnoliopsida, Asterales, Asteraceae.